This is a messenger RNA of Parastagonospora nodorum SN15, 1483 nucleotides long. RefSeq lists its product as hypothetical. The transcript has 3 exons. Lineage: Eukaryota; Fungi; Ascomycota; Dothideomycetes; Pleosporales; Phaeosphaeriaceae. Gene Ontology annotation, molecular function: metallodipeptidase activity. Bases 1 to 1362 code for a protein of 453 amino acids. The record is from RefSeq and is a predicted model, not a curated record. Gene Ontology annotation, biological process: proteolysis.
AUGGAGAAGAAUAACGAUUUACCUGUGAAUGAGGAUUAUGGUGCGAUUGCAUCGCAGGAUGAGAAACGGCGGUCAUCCAUGGCAGAGAACCCGAGCCGCGCAGUCAGGACCGUGGUCUUCAUCAUCAUCCUUUGCUUGGGUCUGGCCCGUGUGACCGGAGUCUUCGAGCCAAAAGACCAUGUACCACUCAGUAUCGCGGAGCGCGCGAAAGUGAUUCUGAACGGGCAUAAUGAUUUGAUGAUCUUCAUGCGAGGCAAAUACCAGAACCACAUCUAUGAUAACGAGUUCCAAGAGAAAUUUGAGAAUGGUGGACUACCACAGCACGUGGACAUUCCCCGCCUCGAGAAAGGCAUGCAAGGCGGGGCUUUUUGGUCUGCUUUCUGGCCGUGUCCGUCUGGCAACGAGACGGAUUUCUCAACUGAAAAGUAUGCUCCGAUCGUCGAAGCUACGCUUGGCCAGCUGGACUUGUUCCACCGCCUGGGCCAGCAAUAUCCAAAGUACUUCACCCCCUCCAGGACCAGUGCCCAAGCCCUCAAAGCUUUCGCCAACGGACUUCUAAUCUCACCCACCGCUAUCGAAGGCCUGCACCAAAUCGGCAACUCAAUCUCGACACUGCGCCUCUACCACCAGCUAGGCGUCAGAUACGCAACAUUGACAUGGAAUUGCCACAACAAGUACGCCGACGCAGCUCUCCAAACCGAUUCCGACUACGUGACCAGAGUCGCAAAACCAUACUGGCACGGCCUCAGCCCCGACGGGCGCGCUCUCCUCAAAGAAAUGAACCGCCUGGGCAUGCUCGUCGAUCUCUCCCACGUCAGCCAGGACACUAUGAGAGACGCCCUCGUCGGCAAAGGCGACGGGAUCUGGAACGGCAGUCUCGCUCCCCCAAUCUUCAGCCACAGCUCUGCAUACGCUGUAUGCCCGCACCCGCGCAAUGUUCCAGACGACAUCCUGCAGCUGGUGAAGAAGCGCAACUCGGUGGUCAUGGUGAACUUCGCGCCGGAGUUUGUGUCGUGCAAGCCUGGAAAGAUACCCGAUGAUCUGCCCGAGGUCGUUCCUGAGAACGCGACGCUGAAGCAGGUGGUCAAGCAUAUUAUGCACAUUGGCGAGCUGAUUGGGUAUGAUCACGUGGGUAUUGGGACGGACUACGAUGGCAUUGACAAGACCCCGUCCGGACUUGAAGACGUAUCCAAAUUCCCAGACUUGAUUGCCGAGUUGUUGAGGCAAGGAGUCAGCGACGAGGACGCGGCAAAGGUUGCUGGGCGCAAUGUGCUCAGGGUCUGGGCGGAGGCCGACAAGGUAGCGGAGGAGUUGCAGAAGACGAUGAAGCCGUUGGAAGACGACGUUCAAAGUAAGUGGUAAUCCGAUCAUCGGGGGCAGUUCGUCUUUGUCACAAGGAAAGGACCGUGUCUCUUGAGUUACAGAAAAAAUAUCAGAUAACUCAGUCUCGUAUUCUCAUAUACCAACGAACUUUCUUUGCUGG